Molecule: messenger RNA, 1377 nt
Organism: Abrus precatorius (Indian licorice)
Lineage: Eukaryota; Viridiplantae; Streptophyta; Magnoliopsida; Fabales; Fabaceae
Product: protein DETOXIFICATION 16-like
Exons: 8
Coding region: 97-1377 (426 amino acids)
Biological process (GO): xenobiotic detoxification by transmembrane export across the plasma membrane
Cellular component (GO): membrane
Molecular function (GO): xenobiotic transmembrane transporter activity; antiporter activity
Source: RefSeq, a predicted model, not a curated record
AGAGAAAUUUUUGAAGAAGUAAAGAAGCAGUUAUGGCUGGCAGGGCCUCUGAUAUCUGUGGGUCUGCUAAACUUCUGCAUACAGAUUAUAUCAGUAAUGUUUGUUGGGCACCUCGGCGAGUUGGCUCUCUCUGGCGCUUCAAUGGCUACUUCUUUUUCUUCUGUCACUGGUUUUAGUUUAAUGACAGGAAUGGCAAGUGCCUUGGAUACCUUGUGUGGCCAGUCAUAUGGAGCAAAGCAGCAUCACAUGUUAGGCAUACACACGCAAAAGGCCAUGCUAGUUCUUAUGAUUAUCAGCAUACCCCUAGCAAUUAAUUGGGCAAACACAAGAUCCAUUCUGAUUUUCCUUGGCCAAGAUCCUGAGAUAUCUGCUGAAGCUGGAAAAUAUGCUCAAUUAAUGGUUCCAAGCCUUUUUGCCUAUGGUCUUAUUCAGAGCCUAAAUAGAUUCUUACAAACCCAAAAUAUUGUAUUUCCAAUGAUGCUUAGCUCUGGAGCUACUGUGUUACUACAUCUUCUUGUAUGUUGGAUUAUGGUAUUCAAAUCUGGACUAGGAAGCAGAGGAGCUGCCAUAGCAAAUUCUAUAUCUUAUUGGCUGAAUGUUUUGAUGCUGACACUCUAUGUCAAGUUUUCUCCUUCAUGUGCAGAAACUUGGACAGGCUUUACUAAAAAGGCACUGAAUAACAUUCCCUCUUUUAUUAGGCUCGCCAUUCCUUCAGCUGUUAUGGUUUGCUUGGAAACAUGGUCAUUUGAAAUGAUGGUGCUCUUAGCCGGGCUUCUACCCAAUCCAAAAUUGGAAACAUCAGUGCUUUCUAUCUGCUUGAAUACUGGAGCAACUGUUUGGAUGAUCCCCUCCGGUUUAGGUGCAGCUGUAAGCACUCGUGUAUCAAAUGAACUUGGAGCCGGUCGUCCUUGGGCUGCGCGCAUAGCAGUGUAUGUUGUUUUUGUAAUGGCCAUUAUCGAGGGCUCCAUUAUUGGAGUUGUGAUGAUAUUAGUACGCAAUAUUUGGGGCUAUGCAUACAGUAAUGAAGAUGAAGUGAUAAAAUAUGUAGCAACCAUGUUACCCGUUCUUGCAAUAUCUAGCUUUGUGGAUGCUUUCCAGACUGUAUUGUCAGGCAUAGCUAGAGGAUGCGGUUGGCAGAAAGUUGGUGCUUUUAUCAAUCUAGGCUCUUACUAUCUAGUUGGGAUUCCAUCUUCCAUCGUAUUUGCUUUUGUAUUGAACAUUGGAGGGAAGGGGCUCUGGCUGGGGAUCAUUUGUGCACUUGUUGUUCAAGUACUGUUUCUACUAAUCAUCACCUUACGUACAGAUUGGGAGCAAGAGGCAAAGAAGGCUAUUGACAGAGUCUAUGAUUCAAUUACUCCAGAGAACAUAGUCUCCUAA